This is a messenger RNA of Endocarpon pusillum Z07020, 1293 nucleotides long. RefSeq lists its product as uncharacterized. Gene Ontology annotation, biological process: retrograde transport, endosome to Golgi. The transcript is spliced from 2 exons. The record is from RefSeq and is a predicted model, not a curated record. Bases 1 to 1293 code for a protein of 430 amino acids. NCBI's taxonomy places the organism in Eukaryota, Fungi, Ascomycota, Eurotiomycetes, Verrucariales, Verrucariaceae. Gene Ontology annotation, cellular component: late endosome; cytoplasm. Gene Ontology annotation, molecular function: oxidoreductase activity.
AUGCCUCCUUCGGCGGCAUCACAGGAGAAGAGAAAUAUUGUCAUCGUAGGUGGCGGUAUAAUCGGUAGCACAACUGCUUAUUUCCUGACUCGCCAUCCCUUUUAUAAUCCCUCUCUCCACUCUAUCCAUUUGAUCGAAGCUGCCAGUGUCGCCUCAGGAGCCAGUGGUAAAGCCGGUGGUCUCCUCGCCCUCUGGGCCUACCCAUCAUCGAUUGUUCCCCUAUCCUUCCGCCUCCAUGAGGAGCUCGCCAAAGAACAUGGUGGCGAAAAGAGAUGGGGCUAUCGAGGCGUCAGCUGUGGCCAACUCGACAUCAAGGGCAGAAGACUUGGCGAUGCAACAGCAGGAGGAAAAGGAAACCCUCCCGCAGUUAACCCCGUGCACGACGAAGCAAAGGAGCGGAUCAGUCUAAAGAAGCGAUCGAAUGAUAGCUAUCAAGCCCACCAGGCGGCUGGCGUGCCUGAGGACCUAGACUGGCUCGUCGACUCGAACAUCCAGUCCUACGACUCAAUGGGCACACCCGAGAACACAGCCCAAGUCCACCCCUACCAAUUCACCACCUCAAUGGCCCAGCUCGCCCAAGAGAAGGGCGCAGAGAUCAUCCUCGGUAGCGUAAAAUCUAUCAACUACAAGGACAAUGACAACGCCGUCGAAUCGAUAACCUACAUGGCGAAAAACACCAAUACUCCAACCACCGUCCCAACAACAGACAUAAUCUUAACCCUAGGACCCUGGACCCAGUCCCUUCUCCCGCAUGCCCCUAUCUCCGCCCUCCGCGCCCACAGCAUCACCAUCCGCCCCUCCCGCCCCUGCUCCGCCUACGCAAUCUUCACCUCCAUCACGCUGCCCCCACAAUUCCGUCCAGGUGCCAAGAACAAACGACCCCAGCACGUCUCGCCAGAGAUAUACGCGCGACCGAACAACGAACUCUACGCCUGCGGCGAAGGGGACACUCUGGUGCCCCUCCCCCCUACCUCGGCCGAAGUCGCAGUCGACGAGUCCCGGUGCCAAGACAUCGCGGACUACUGCUCCGCUAUCUCGGACGAACUACGUGACGGGGAGAUCCUGACGAGACAAGCGUGCUAUCUACCCCAAGUGGAGAGUCGAGCGGGAUCCGGCCCGUUGAUGGGGAAGACGAGUAUCAAGGGUCUGUUUCUUGCCGCGGGCCAUACGUGUUGGGGCAUCCAGAAUGGUCCCGGGACCGGGAAGUUGAUGAGCGAGUUUGUGUUUGAUGGUGAGGCCGGAAGUGCGAGGGUUGAAGGAGCGGGUUUGGAUCCUAGGAAUUACGGUCUCUGA